Molecule: messenger RNA, 6042 nt
Organism: Symbiodinium sp. CCMP2592
Lineage: Eukaryota; Dinophyceae; Suessiales; Symbiodiniaceae
Source: the annotation of a GenBank genome assembly
AUGGAUGCCUUCAUGCGGGCCCAGUCACUUGAUGUGGUCGUGAUGCCUGAGGCAGAUAUCCCUGAAUAUUCGUCCGUGGGCUUUUGCAAUGCUUGGCGUGCCUAUGGGUGCUUUGCUGCCCUUAGCACUCCGAUUGAGGGUAUCUGCCGUGUCGCCCUCAUCAGCCGAAUCCCCUUCCGUGUGGCCCGCCUUCCGGUUGCCGAGGCUCAUGGGCGCUGCGUGGCCGCGAUCAUGGAUGUCACCGGGCCGGCCCAGGCCGCCGAAUCCGUCAUGAUCGUGGGCCUCUACCUGAAGGUCUCAGAUGAGGCAAAGGCGGCAGCUCAGGCAGAAGAAAUCCUCCAACAUGCAUUGCAAAGUGGCUUUCGCUUCGUAGCGGUGGGGGACUACAACCUCACCCAGCAGCACCAUGUGCUCUUGGAGUACCUUUCCUCCGGGAUUGUGGUUGCUGGGGAUGCCUGUCGACCGGGCGAAGACCUGCCGGCCACCGGCCCGGUUUACCAUGGCAGGCGCCGCCGGCGCAUUGACUUUGCCUUGCAGCAUCCGCAACUGCUUGCUUGUGCAGUGCAGCAUAGCAAUGGUCCGGGCGACCACCUGACGGUCUCAUAUGAUUUCGACUUCACUGCACCGCGCAUGCGCAAGGGUCCACGCCGCCGCCCACACAAAGCGGACUUGGAUGUUGGCCAGCUCGCUGCACAGCUUGAUUCCUGGGACCAAGCUCCCUUCCGUCAGGCUCUUGAGCAUGGGGCCCUUGACCGUGCCUGGGCGCUGCUAUCUGAUGUUGCUGAGGAGCUACUCUGCACUGAGGAUCCCCGCGCCGUGCCCCGCUCGACCGAGUGGCUCCCUUCUGAACCUGCGGUUGGCAAGCUGCGCAAGGGCCCUGUUGGAUCGCCGAGCCUGUGUGCUCUUCACAAGUUGGUGGCACGGCUCCGUGUUGCCAUGCACAGGCCCUUUGACCAGACCCUAAGGGCCCGCAUCCUUCGUUCUCUUCGGGGUGUAAGAACCUUAGUCCCUGAGCUCCCCUUCUUUCAUGAGGUUGAUCAGACGAUGACCGACGUGAUCGAGAGACUGGUGUGCACUUAUGAAAAACAGGAGGCGGAGGCCGCCAAGAAAGCUUGGCAACGGCAGACUCGAGAGGACCUGGCCACUGCAAGGACCUACAUCAAGCGCCGUGCUGAGGCCGUGGCUCGUCGUGCGCAAGAGGGGCUCGCCGAAGGCCUCCCUGACAAUGGCCGACACCCUGCCUUGGAGGUCGAUGUGCAAGAGCAGGUGUGGCUUGACAAGUGGGCUGCGCAGCCGUCGCCAGACAACGCUGCGGUUGAUCACAUCCUCGACCAAGUGCCGCGCCCGGCUGCCAUGCAGGACUUUUGUUUUGACAUUUCCGGGGCUAAGCUGAAAGCGGCUGCGGCCUCUAUGCGACAUAAAUCCUCGGGACCUGACGGUUGGACCGCUGCGGCUCUGACACAACUGCCACAAUCGUGGUGGCAAUUCGCCGCGGCUCUCUGGGCCCGCUGCUUGGAGCUCGGUCGCGUCCCACUGCUGUGGACGCGGGGAAGAUCAAGUUUGCUGUGGAAGGACAACGGCCGGUCUAGGCCGAUCACCGUGCUCCCCGUCCUCUGGAGGGCUGGCACCAAGGUCAUGAAUGCUCAGCUCCGGCAAUGGGCCAGGUCAUGGCAACUUGCUUGCGACGUUGGUGGCAUUGCGGGUGCCUCGGUCGCCACGGCCCUCUCCCAGGUGCAGCGAGAGCUGGUGCAUGGCAGCCGCGGUGCUGUGCAACAGGACGUGGCGGGGUUCUUCGACUCGUUGGGUCACGACCUGACUGCCAAGGUCUUGCAACACUUGAGGGCUCCGCCUGCGUUGGUUCAGCUUUUUCAAUUUGCUUGCAAGCACGGCCAGAGAUUGUUUUCCCUUGAAGGGGCUCUGGGAGCCACUUGGAGGCAUCCGGGACGGGGCUUGCCCCAGGGGUGCCCCCUUUCGCCGUUAAUCUCGGCGGCUGUGACUCACGCUUGGUGCUGCUAUACUCUGGGCUCCAGCCGGGAGCUUGCUGACAAGAUUACCGGCUACGGUUACAUCGAUGAUCGCUUGUUGCUUCUGCGGCCCCACGGCACCUUUGAUGAUUUGCAGCCGGCCGUGCGGCGGUCGGACCAUUUUGACUCGGUGUUUGGUUUGCAACUCUCGCUGCGAAAGUGUGCUGUGGUGUCGGCACCCGACAGUGCCCCGGCUGCUGCACUUGCUGCUGCGCUUGGGUAUGUCCAUGCCCAUCACCUUGAAACUCUCGGGGUCAAUGCCUCCUUUGAUAGUGAGUGGCGCCUUUUGAGAUACUCGGUAUACAAGGCCACCCUUCGUCUCCGAGCACUUCGAGGCCUCCGACUCACCACUCGACGGGCCCGACUCUUGAUCCUUUCCUUGGUGAUGCCCGCCUUGACCUGGGCUGCUGCUUUUGCGGAGCCUGAUGACAAGGAGGUGCAGGCACUCUACCAUGAGAUUCAGUAUUGCAUGGAGGCCACUGCUGGCCAUGGUGCUGCCAAGGUCCUUUUCUUCGAGAAUGUGGGCUGGCAACUCGAGCACCGAUACAGCCUGGACCUCGCUGCUCUUCGGCUGUUCUGGCGGCGUACCACGACCCCUGAGGCUUGGACCGAGGAGUUACCUUUGACAGAUGCUCAGCAGGGCGCGUUGCUUUUGCUUCCGCGGGUGCCAGGGAUCUUGCAACGCCUUGGCUGGUGGCUUGGUCCCGACAACAAAACGGUGUGCUGUCGUGACGACUUCGGCAUGGUGCGGCAAAUCUGCAUCGGCCGGGAGGCCUUCAGCGGGCUGUGUUACUGGCUCCGGCUCCACUAUCGCCGGCUCUAUGUUGCUAAGGCUGCUCGCAUUUGGGGGCCAGAAUCUCGUGGAGAGGACUGCGCCACUGGUCUUGAUCUUCCUCCCCCGAGCCCUGCGUUGGACUACGAGUUUCAGGGUCACAGGCUGGUUUUCGGAGGUGCCGGGCAGAACCGAAACCUUGCUCUCGCUGCGCUUGCCGCCGGGGCGAGCAACUGGCACUUCAAUGCGGGGGGCAACUUUGGAGAGGACCACCCGCGGCAGCUUUGUGCUUGUGGCAAGGUUCGACCCUCUCGACCCCACCUUUGCUGGAACUGUGAGCACUUCGCUCCUCUGCGAGGUGAUGUGGCAAUGCCAGGAGACAGGGCGGCUGAAAGGCUGUUUGCGCUGCCGAUUGGCCGUCUUCCAGCACCCCCGCUGAUGCUGGACCAAGCUUCCUUUGAAGAGGAUCUCUGUGAGGCACUCGCUCCUCACUACAAGGAGUCGACGCUCUACUUGGCUACCGACGGCUCCAGCAAGACUGCUGUUGGAGCCAUGGGCUUUGCGAUUCAUCGACCGGAGUGCACCCUGGCGUUCGGCGAUGACCUCGAGGACCAGGAGCCAUACCGCUUGGAAGUCACGGCCAUCUUCUACAUGCUUCGGGCUUUGCGUGCGGCGGCAGCGAUCAAGGCGAUCGAGACGGGCGCUGGCUUCAACCUGGCGAUUGUCAUUGCCGAGAUUCGUGCACUCCGCCUUCAGCUCCGUGACCGUCGGGUUCGAACUGAGUUCCUGUGGACUCCGUCACACGGGAAGCGGCCAUCCUGGCAGCCGACAGCUGGUCACAGCGCCCUUCGCCUUCGGGCGCUCAACACUGCAGCUGAUGAGGCCGCCGGGGCUUGCAUGACGAGGAGGCUACGGGGUUCUCGUCGGCAAGCUUGGGCUGCUCAGCUCGAGCACAACACGCUGUGGGAGGUCCGAGCGAUCGAGGCGGCCGCCAAGAUCGCCUCUGCUUACCACGACUUCUUGAAGACAAAAGGUGCCAAGCAACACUGGAAGGCUCUUCUUCUGCGAGUCUUGUCGUUGAGAGACUUGAACUCGCAGUCGUGCGGACCUUCUCGGGCGCACGACCAGAAUUUCAGAGACGUUGGUGGCAUUGCGGGUGCCUCGGUCGCCACGGCCCUCUCCCAGGUGCAGCGAGAGCUGGUGCAUGGCAGCCGCGGUGCUGUGCAACAGGACGUGGCGGGGUUCUUCGACUCGUUGGGUCACGACCUGACUGCCAAGGUCUUGCAACACUUGAGGGCUCCGCCUGCGUUGGUUCAGCUUUUUCAAUUUGCUUGCAAGCACGGCCAGAGAUUGUUUUCCCUUGAAGGGGCUCUGGGAGCCACUUGGAGGCAUCCGGGACGGGGCUUGCCCCAGGGGUGCCCCCUUUCGCCGUUAAUCUCGGCGGCUGUGACUCACGCUUGGUGCUGCUAUACUCUGGGCUCCAGCCGGGAGCUUGCUGACAAGAUUACCGGCUACGGUUACAUCGAUGAUCGCUUGUUGCUUCUGCGGCCCCACGGCACCUUUGAUGAUUUGCAGCAGGCCGUGCGGCGGUCGGACCAUUUUGACUCGGUGUUUGGUUUGCAACUCUCGCUGCGAAAGUGUGCUGUGGUGUCGGCACCCGACAGUGCCCCGGCUGCUGCACUUGCUGCUGCGCUUGGGUAUGUCCAUGCCCAUCACCUUGAAACUCUCGGGGUCAAUGCCUCCUUUGAUAGUGAGUGGCGCCUUUUGAGAUACUCGGUAUACAAGGCCACCCUUCGUCUCCGAGCACUUCGAGGCCUCCGACUCACCACUCGACGGGCCCGACUCUUGAUCCUUUCCUUGGUGAUGCCCGCCUUGACCUGGGCUGCUGCUUUUGCGGAGCCUGAUGACAAGGAGGUGCAGGCACUCUACCAUGAGAUUCAGUAUUGCAUGGAGGCCACUGCUGGCCAUGGUGCUGCCAAGGUCCUUUUCUUCGAGAAUGUGGGCUGGCAACUCGAGCCCCGAUACAGCCUGGACCUCGGAUCUUGCAACGCCUUGGCUGACAACAAAACGGUGUGCUGUCGUGACGACUUCGGCAUGGUGCGGCAAAUCUGCAUCGGCCGGGAGGCCUUCAGCGGGCUGUGUUACUGGCUCCGGCUCCACUAUCGCCGGCUCUAUGUUGCUAAGGCUGCUCGCAUUUGGGGGCCAGAAUCUCGUGGAGAGGACUGCGCCACUGGUCUUGAUCUUCCUCCCCCGAGCCCUGCGUUGGACUACGAGUUUCAGGGUCACAGGCUGGUUUUCGGAGGUGCCGGGCAGAACCGAAACCUUGCUCUCGCUGCGCUUGCCGCCGGGGCGAGCAACUGGCACUUCAAUGCGGGGGGCAACUUUGGAGAGGACCACCCGCGGCAGCUUUGUGCUUGUGGCAAGGUUCGACCCUCUCGACCCCACCUUUGCUGGAACUGUGAGCACUUCGCUCCUCUGCGAGGUGAUGUGGCAAUGCCAGGAGACAGGGCGGCUGAAAGGCUGUUUGCGCUGCCGAUUGGCCGUCUUCCAGCACCCCCGCUGAUGCUGGACCAAGCUUCCUUUGAAGAGGAUCUCUGUGAGGCACUCGCUCCUCACUACAAGGAGUCGACGCUCUACUUGGCUACCGACGGCUCCAGCAAGACUGCUGUUGGAGCCAUGGGCUUUGCGAUUCAUCGACCGGAGUGCACCCUGGCGUUCGGCGAUGACCUCGAGGACCAGGAGCCAUACCGCUUGGAAGUCACGGCCAUCUUCUACAUGCUUCGGGCUUUGCGUGCGGCGGUGGCUGGGACCACUUCGGCGAGGCCCUGGACAUGCUCCCGGGUCUACUUUGUUGUGGAUUGCGAGGCAGCGAUCAAGGCGAUCGAGACGGGCGCUGGCUUCAACCUGGCGAUUGUCAUUGCCGAGAUUCGUGCACUCCGCCUUCAGCUCCGUGACCGUCGGGUUCGAACUGAGUUCCUGUGGACUCCGUCACACGGGAAGCGGCCAUCCUGGCAGCCGCCAGCUGGUCACAGCGCCCUUCGCCUUCGGGCGCUCAACACUGCAGCUGAUGAGGCCGCCGGGGCUUGCAUGACGAGGAGGCUACGGGGUUCUCGUCGGCAAGCUUGGGCUGCUCAGCUCGAGCACAACACGCUGUGGGAGGUCCGAGCGAUCGAGGCGGCCGCCAAGAUCGCCUCUGCUUACCACGACUUCUUGAAGACAAAAGGCACCAGGCCUAGGGAAAGGUGA